Messenger RNA from Durusdinium trenchii, 837 nucleotides. NCBI's taxonomy places the organism in Eukaryota, Dinophyceae, Suessiales, Symbiodiniaceae. The record is from the annotation of a GenBank genome assembly.
GAUUGGGAUGCUCUAGUCUUGCAGCAACAGUACAAGGAGAAGUUCGCUGGCCAUGUUCAUGACCACGAGUCGGUGACCCUGGCGAAUCUUGAGAGGAAGACCUCCAUUUCGUUGCAGCAGUGCCUCUCCAGCCUGGUAAAAGAUGAGAAUUUGACGGUCUAUUGCCGUGAGUGCACCAAGCAAGCUGAGGGUGAAUUCACUGAGUCACCUCAUGUGAAAUCGCUCCGCUUCUGGGCAUGCCCACCCUUAUUGGUGCUUCAAUUAAAGCGCUUCCAUACCCGUUGUGGUGUUGCAUACAAACUCUUCAACGAGGUAACUUUUGGCCAAUCCCUGAAUCUCAAGGACUGUCUUUGUGAUGGCACGAACGACUGCCACAGGACAAGGGCCUUUGUAGAUUGGCACCGACCACUGCGAGAGCGAUCUAUGUCUGAUGAGAUGAGAAGAUGGGCUGGCUUUCCCAGCCUCUCGCGAGAAAUCACCGACUACAAGCUCUAUGGUGUGGUCUACCACAUCGGCGGUAUGGGUUCAGGUCACUACACAGCCUGCAUCCUACACGAUGGACAGUGGUAUUGCUUUAAUGACGAUCGGGUCUACACCAUCUCCGAAGAGGAUGUCCCUGGACACAAUGCUUAUUUGCUGUUCUACGCUCGUGCGGAUGUGGUGUCUGGGGAGAUGGACCUUGAGGACCUCUUCCCAAAUGAAGGACGUCAGGCUGGUUGCGCAGACAUUGAACAGAUCAAGAAGAGCCCCUGGGCAGUGGACAUGCACCGACUCACCUCCAGCAAGACUGGUCUCAGUGCUGGACUGGGAGGCGACAGGUUCUGCAGUGUGAGCUAA